Messenger RNA from Ilex paraguariensis (yerba mate), 708 nucleotides. Lineage: Eukaryota; Viridiplantae; Streptophyta; Magnoliopsida; Aquifoliales; Aquifoliaceae. The record is from the annotation of a GenBank genome assembly.
AUGGUCAGGGAAAUUCAUGCAUCUGUGCAAAGUCUUGUUCGGCCCAAUCAAUUGUUUGCUGAUGCAGUAGAUGUUAGGCAAGAAAUAGAUCUUCGGAUUGGUGCUUCUUUCACUAGGUUUCAGACGAUUCUGUUGAGAGAUGCAUUUGUUCUUGAUGUUGCUACGGAUGACAGAAAUCUUGUUUUAAGUUAUGGUCCUUGCCAGUUCCCUACGCUUGGCUUUGUUGUGGAACGGUACUGGGAGAUACAAUCUCAUGAACCUGAAGAGUUCUGGACACUCAAUUUUACUCACAACUCGCAAGAAGGGACUGCUAUCUUCAAUUGGAUGCGUGGGCAUUUGUUUGAUUACACAUGUGCAGUAAUAAUCUAUGAAAUGUGUGUUCAGGAUCCUCUUGCAACUGUUUCGAAGGUUAGACAGCAGGAGAAGCUGAAAUAUCCACCCCAUCCUUUAAGUACUAUUGAGCUUGAGAAACGAGCAUCCCGUUAUUUCCGAAUAAGUUCUGAACACACUAUGAAGGUAGCAGAAGAUCUUUACCAAGCUGGUUUCGUCAGUUAUCCUCGUACAGAGACUGACUGCUUUUCAGAGAGCGCUGAUUUGCAUGUGGGUAACCCUUUAGCUCUGUUGACAAUGUGUAUAAUGUGUUUUGCCAAGGGAGGAGUCAUUAACGGACUUUGUGAUAAUCAGCAGGAAAUAUUUUUAUUAAUAUAG